AAGCCCUUCACCACUCUAUCUGCGAUGAGCAUUGGCGCAAACACCACCAACAGCGCAAUCGGCGUCAUCUUGACCCUCAGCAUCUGGCUACCAUACGGCGGGCCUCCCUUUACCGUCUACAGCUACAUUGCUAUAUCUUUUGUUGGACUCAUGGCAGCUGUUAGCCUCUCGGAGCUCGCGUCCGCCAUGCCAGACGCAGGCGGCCAAUUCAUCUGGGUCGCGAAGCUUUCACCACCUCGAUAUCGGCGAUUUCUUUCAUACAUUACGGCACUCACCAGCUGGGCGGGUGCCGUUUGCACAGGCGCAUCGGCAACUUUGGCUUGUCCGGAGCUAGUCGCCGCUGUUGUUCAGUUUUUGAAUCCCGAUGUUGAAGUGCAGCCCUGGAAGGUUUUCUUGGGCUUCCAAGCCGUCUUGUUUUUGUCCAUGAUUCCAGGGCUUUUCGAACGAGUCAUUCCGAAGAUGGGAAAGAUCAUGAUGUUCUAUACAGCAGCCAUCCUCAUUGUCAUCAUUGUGUCACUUUUUGCGGCCACUCCUCAUCGUCAAACAGCCGGAUCCGUCUUCACUGGCUUUUCCAAUGAAUCAGGUUGGCCUGCAGGUCUUGCUGUCCUCAUCGGCUUUAAUAGCCCCAAUUGGUGUUUUUCUUGUCUGGACACCAUUGUCCAUAUCGCGGAAGAGGUCCCUCAUCCAGAGAGGAAUAUUCCCAAGGCUAUUAUGUGGACAAUACCCAUCGGUCUUGUUACCGGCCUACUCGUGCUCUUGGCUGCUUUAUUCAACAGGAGCACUGAGAGCUCGCAGGGCGCGUAUUUCCAAAUUGCGUACGCAUCGUUUGGCGACAGUGAGGGCGCCGCCAUUGCAUUUCAGACACUCAUUUUCAUUUCGGCCUUCAGUGCCCAGGCACACAUCCACGUUUGGCAGUCCCGCUUAGCCUGGACUAUUGGCAUCAACCAAGGGUUUCCGUUUUCUCAGCACCUGAGUAAAAUAGUUGGAGGUCCAUUCCAAUCGCCUGUAUGGGCAACUCUGUUCUCCGCGACAUGGACUGCUGUCCUAGGAUUUGUAUACUUGGGAUCACGAACAGCGUUCAGCUCUCUGAUUUCCUGUGGAAUUCUUUUCCAGUACUUUAGCUACUGUGUGCCAGUCUUGCUCAUGCUGAUUCGAGGACGAUCUCAAAUUGCUCAUGGACCAUUUUGGUACCCGUCUUUGGGAUACUUGUCUAACGUGGGCCUUAUUUGCUGGACUGUCACUGCUACUGUGUUUUACAGUUUCCCUUACGAUGAGCCUGUUGUAGUAGGAGAAAUGAAUUACGUAUCCGUGAUUCUGUGUGGGUUUUUAGUUGUUGUCAUGGCUAUUUGGAUGCUGUAUGCCCGUAAGAGAUGGACAGUGCCUAAAUUGGUUGCUUAAAAUUGAC
This is a messenger RNA of Ilyonectria robusta, 1405 nucleotides long. RefSeq names its product amino acid/polyamine transporter I. The record is from RefSeq and is a predicted model, not a curated record. NCBI's taxonomy places the organism in Eukaryota, Fungi, Ascomycota, Sordariomycetes, Hypocreales, Nectriaceae. The transcript has a single exon. Gene Ontology annotation, cellular component: membrane. Bases 25 to 1398 code for a protein of 457 amino acids. Gene Ontology annotation, biological process: transmembrane transport. Gene Ontology annotation, molecular function: transmembrane transporter activity.